Molecule: messenger RNA, 524 nt
Organism: Olea europaea var. sylvestris
Lineage: Eukaryota; Viridiplantae; Streptophyta; Magnoliopsida; Lamiales; Oleaceae
Product: photosystem II 5 kDa protein, chloroplastic-like
Exons: 1
Coding region: 74-391 (105 amino acids)
Source: RefSeq, a predicted model, not a curated record
UUAACUUCCAACCAGUCUGCCCAAUUCCUUGUGACACUGUGAAUUCAAGAUAGCCUAAAAACUCUACAUAGAAAUGGCUUCUCUGACAAUGACAGCCUCAUUCUUGGGUGGCUCCGCAGCUGCCGCCAUUUCCAAACAACCUCCCACCACCGCGCGCCGUGGAGGGGUUUCCAUGGUUAAGGCCUCCAAGGAUGAAAAGGUCGUGAUGAGCACCAAGGAAGAGGGAAGCAGCACUAGAAGGGACUUGAUGUUUGCGGCCGCAGCUGCAGCCGCAUUUUCGGUCGCAAAAGUUGCUAUGGCUGGUGAGCCCAAACCAGGAAGUGCAGAAGCUAAAAAGAAGUAUGCACCUAUUUGUGUUACUAUGCCCACUGCCCGCAUUUGUCGCAAUUGAGAUUUGAUAUUGGCUUUUGUGAUGCCUUAUGUUUUAUCUAUUUAUCAUGGAAGAAUGAAUAUUGUAAAAACCUUAUUCUCUUGCUAAUUUAUCUUAUAUUAUGUUGUCCAUAAUGUAUAUGGCUUGUGUUUGA